UUGUGCGCCCGGGAAACCCCGUCGUUCCCUUUCCCCUGGCAGGCAGCGCGGAGGCCGCACGAUGCCUGGAGUUACUGUAAAAGACGUUAACCAGCAGGAGUUCGUCAGAGCUCUGGCAGCCUUCCUCAAAAAGUCCGGAAAGCUGAAAGUCCCCGAAUGGGUGGACACAGUCAAGCUGGCCAAGCAUAAAGAGCUUGCCCCCUAUGAUGAGAACUGGUUCUACACACGAGCUGCUUCCACAGCACGGCACCUGUACCUCCGAGGUGGUGCUGGGGUUGGCUCCAUGACCAAGAUCUACGGAGGACGGCAGAGAAACGGUGUCAGGCCCAGCCACUUCAGCAGAGGCUCCAAGAGUGUGGCCCGCCGCGUCCUCCAAGCCCUAGAGGGGCUGAAAAUGGUGGAAAAGGACCAAGAUGGGGGCCGCAAGCUAACACCUCAGGGACAGAGAGAUCUGGACAGAAUUGCCGGACAGGUGGCAGCUGCCAACAAGAAGCAUUAGAACAAAGGAUGCUGGGUUAAUAAAUUGCCUCAUUCAUAA
Peromyscus californicus insignis is the source of this 538-nucleotide messenger RNA. It is a transcript of the gene Rps19, whose product is annotated as ribosomal protein S19. The record is from RefSeq and is a predicted model, not a curated record. Gene Ontology annotation, cellular component: cytosolic small ribosomal subunit; ribosome. The transcript has 6 exons. Gene Ontology annotation, molecular function: structural constituent of ribosome; RNA binding. Gene Ontology annotation, biological process: ribosomal small subunit assembly; translation. Bases 62 to 499 code for a protein of 145 amino acids. Lineage: Eukaryota; Metazoa; Chordata; Mammalia; Rodentia; Cricetidae.